UCCUUCCUUCCCCUGGCCUUAAAAACAGAGUACUCUGUCUCUCUUGUCUGCAUAAUAAACUCACUGCUAUGAUAAAGCGCGUAGAUAGAGAUUAGAGAGAGUACACUAUGACUAUGUUUCAUGACUGAGAAAAUAGGGCCCUACAAAUACAUUUCUUACCAAACCAAAACAAAACUUACAAAGGGUACCCUUUUAUUCUAGUUCUACUACUACCCUCUCUCUCUCUCUCUCUCAUGGAUUCCAGCAGUAGCAGUAGCAACAGUAACAACAAUGGAACAACAACAACAGCAACAACACUUCUCAACCCACCUUCACCAUAUCCACCAAAACCCAUAACCAGAUCCGAACCCGGUAACCCAUACCCAACAACAUUUGUUCAAGCUGAUCCAUCUUCAUUCAAACAAGUUGUUCAAUUGUUAACUGGAUCCACUGAAACAACAUCAUCAUCAAAACAUGUUUCCUCAAAUUCCAAUUCCAACAACAAUCUAAGAAACCAUAUUCCACCGAUCAAAACCAUACCCAAAAAACAACAACAAUCUGGUUUCAAACUCUACGAACGAAGAAACUCUCUUAAGAAUCUUCAUCUAAACCCUCUCCUCCCAAUUUUCUCCUCAAAUUCAACAAACCCUUCUGGGUUUUCACCAAGAAACACUGAAAUUUUGUCACCAAGCAUCCUUGAUUUUCCAGCACUUGCUCUUAGUCCUGUUACUCCUCUUAUACCCGACCCGUUUAACAGAACCACCACCAUCUCCGGUACUGGAAGCAAUCAUCGAUGUGGGAAUGAGAGUCCUAAACCAGUUUUGAACACUGAAGCUGAAGAAAAAGCUAUAAGAGAAAAAGGGUUUUUCUUGCAUCCUUCACCUUCAACUACUCCAAGAGAAACUGAACCACCUCGUUUGCUUCCUCUGUUUCCAACUACUUCACCAAAAGCUUCUUCUUCUUCGAGCACUUAAUUUUUUAAUUGAGUUGAAAUUUUCCUUUUUUUUUUACUAUCUUCUUGGUCUUUUAGAUUUUGUUUUAGAUUUUUAUUUAUAUUAUUAAUGGCAUUGAUGAGUUUUAGAGAGAUGAUAAAUCUGUAAUGGGUUAUGCACAGAAUCAAAGAAUCUUGCUUCAAUUGUAUGUAGAAUUAUGCAUUUGUUUUUCUUCUU
Molecule: messenger RNA, 1148 nt
Organism: Trifolium pratense (red clover)
Lineage: Eukaryota; Viridiplantae; Streptophyta; Magnoliopsida; Fabales; Fabaceae
Product: VQ motif-containing protein 4-like
Exons: 1
Coding region: 234-953 (239 amino acids)
Source: RefSeq, a predicted model, not a curated record